UUUCUUACACUCGAAAACACUAACUCCAGCCUUUGCGUCCAGGUUCUUUGCUCUGCGUCAGGAAGUCCUCUGGAGGAUCGUUUAAUCGCGUCAUAAUAGGCAUGCAAUGUUAUCCACUCCCGCAUGAUGUCCUCUCUUAUCUGACUUAUCAUUCCAAUACUCGCCACACGCCAAGUGCGUAGAGCAAGGAAGUGUUUAGCAUCGGGCUCCACACGUUAUCGCCACGCCAGUCACUCAGCGGGGACGGCAGAGUAACUGAUAACUAAUGUUCGACCACCGAAGAUGUGUACAUUUGUAGCGCGACAAGCGACAACAUGGUCUUAUGGAGCAACCAGUGGGUAUGCCUAAACGCCGUACCGGCGCGCUAAUGCGAAAGUGGCGAGAUAACGCAAAGUAACUUUCAUCAAGCAGGCGCAGGUGUCGAGCCUGAACAGUAAAUACUGAAGUGAAGAUAGCGCGUUGAAAAUAAUGUGAAAACAACACAAAGAGAAAGCAGCACCGCCGGCAGGAUCUAGGAGUCGUAGUACUGUAGAUCUACACAACUGCUAAGCUCUAUUCCCUCUAGCUGCCUACAGAAUGAUUGGCUGCGGGCAUGGCCAAGUCGUCGCACGACGCGCUUGUGCCUUCGUAAGGUCAAGAGGUCACACUGUACUGACACCUCCUGGUUGCGCAGCGCAGGUUAGAAAAUGCAGCGCGCUGUUCCUGACCUGGGCUGAGGUGCAAACGACUUGAACUACUUUGCAAUACCUGACUCCCAACUGGACCCAAGACCUGUCGUGUUAUAUUUCGAGUUUUCAUGGAAGCCCUCAAGGCUUCAGCGCGCCCUACAUGCAAAGAACGGAGUUCAUGAGCCAGCGCUGCGCUUGUGUCUUAUACUAGAAACUGGUGAAAUAGUGUUUUCCAGUAAGAGUAGCACCAAACUUUUAGUUCAGCCGGUAGCAGGAAUAUUUCACUGCACGUCAGUUUGAGAGAAACGGUUCGCGCUCCCAGCUCAGCCUGGUUCUUGAGAGAUGCUUGUGCUGGCAGUGUUGGGACUGCACUUCGCGGCCACUAAGAACCCCUGGACGUUCGUGGCUCUCAUCGCCAGCGUGGUAUUCGUGCGCAGCGUACAUGGCGCGUGCCAGCCAGGUGCCUACAUCCACGUGGAGUACGGCCCGGGAGGAUCGUCCCGGGCCAGCUGCAACCCUUGCCCGCAGGGCACGCACCAGCCAGGGGCGGGACAGCGCAUGUGCAUACCGUGUCCAGUGAACAGCUACAGUGCUGUGGGCAGUACACAGUGCACCUGCACCAACCAUCCAGGAUCUCCAGCUGACGUGCAUUGCUUGAACUGUGCGAAUGACUUCAGCCCGACCUUGAGCCCAGUUCACGUUGAGUGGCUGAUCUUGGCGGACGCUUUCCAGAGGAUGAGCCUGGCCAACAUCGACCUUCACAUCCACGAUGGCGACACGGGCGGUACACCGUGCAGCCACGUUGAUGUGGCGUUCGCAAGGAACACGUCAGCGCAGACAAGACGCUUCUUCUUCAUCGACACCAGCCAGUCUACCUCUACACAGCUGGUCAGACUGCAGCAUCGCAGUCAAGGCGCUCGUCACAUCGUCACCGGGCACUAUCGGCUGCAGCUGCUGGCUCGUGAUCGCGGUGUACCACCCAGGGAGGUUACCGCCACCAUCGGUGUCAAUGUAGUGGAUAUACGACAGGCGGGCGUGCAUCCACUACCUGCUCGAAACUUGGUCGUGUCGAAUCAAGUUAAUCCAGGUGAUGUAGUCACGCAGUUCCGGGCCAGCGGAACUGCAUUGAAAGUUCCCAUCGUGUGGGUUCUGGGCUGCUGGGCUGCAGUGCGCUGUAAUGCUGAUACGUACUUCAUGAUCGAGGCGGAGACUGGAAUCGUGUCUGUGAAGGUCUCGUUACGGGCACUGGCCGGGGAGGAUAUCGGGUUUGCGGUCAUAGCCAAAGUGGGUGCCGUGUUCGGGAGCGGCGGAGCGCGCAACAUCUCUUUCCGCGUGAGCGCGCACGUGCGCGAGAGCUGCGGGGGCAUGCGGGCCACGUUCGACCGCUUCACAAGGAACUGCGCGUCUCCCGUUCCGCCCGUGUCCCGUCAGGGUGCCAUGACGGAUAGCGGAAUGCCUGGCGUGCACGCUCGCUUCAUCGUUCCCCAGUCGGGUCUCUUCUCACGCAUGGCCAUGCUCCGCAUGAACCCGAUGAUCAUUGCGGAGCCUUCCAUGGCCGGUUUCAAGCUCUUCGACGACAAGAAAGGCAUAGAGCUUCUUGCCCUCGGCGAUCCGCAGUUCGAAUGCGAUGCCAACCUGAUAUGCUCGAUAAAACUCUCGCCGGCACUGAACCUCACCACGAGCGACCGCAUUCGAGCACACUUUGAGGGUCUCAGUGAGGAGCACAUCCGCGAUGUUCGCCUGAUCGGCUACAAGUAUAUGGACAGUUGUCAUUUGGCCGCCGAGCUUAAUCCGCAGUGUAUGCACUCCUACACUCAGUUGCAGGAGGAGAUGGCCGCGGAUCAUCGGCAGAAUCAAGGACAUUGCGCCGGGGAGCUGGUGCAGCUCGGUAACGUGCUUCACGAUUACUACAAGAGCUGUCAGCCCGUAACCCCUGUAAUACAGAUAACACCGUAUGAAGAGGUACACAUCAGUCGAAGUCACACGGCCCAGCUGCACUGUCACGUGACGGCCAAUCCCGUUGCCACAGUGAAGUGGCUGGACCCGGUCGGCAACGAGCUGGCGUUUCCGCUGCAGCUCGACCCGACGAACGCAAACGCCAUAGUUGCCACGGUAACUGUCAGCCGUCCCGGCGUCUACGUGUGUACAGCUGCUAACUACCUGGCACAAGUCAGAGGCAGUGUCAGCGUGUUUGUGCAAGAUGCUCCGAUGGCCACGGCGUAUCCCCAGCAGAUCACGGCGCUGGAGGGCGACCCACGCCUAGUCAGGUUUGUAUGCAAUGCCACUGGCCAACCACCUAUCCAGUACUCAUGGAGACGUGCAGACGGCAGGAUGAUUAGCCAACGUGCAUUCUCAACAGGCAACGUUCUGGCAUUCCGACAGCCCCGAGGCGAGGAUACUGGCGUGUAUAUAUGUGAUGCGUACAAUCCACGCAUUGCCAACCAGAAGUUCCAGACCAGCUCAGCACAAGUGACCCUGACUAUACACAAUCUGCCGGAUCUGACCAUUCAGGAGCCAGUUAUUGCCGUGGCCGAUCGUCCACUCACUUUCUAUCUGCAGACAGAAAUCUACCCCAAACUGCCAGUGUACACAAGUCGAUGGUCAGUCUUCAGGGCGCGGCAGGACUAUCCUCUUCCACCACACAUCCAGCCUACACAGAACGGCCUGGGAUUGCAGAUCCCGACUCCAAAGCUCACGGACGCCGGUGUCUACAAGGUGGAAGUCAAGCUGCCGGCCGGCGUUGCUCGUGGUAUUGUCAAGCUCGACGUUCACAGUGCACCGAGUAUCGUUAUCAACGCGCAGAAGAACGGCUAUAGUGCCGUGUUGACAUGUCAAGCUACGGGUGUUCCCCUGCCCACGGUGCAGUGGCUAAGCAACGGCAUUCCCAUGCAGCCACGGCGAGCGGUCAUGAGCAGUGACACCCAGGCGAUGGCUGAAGUUGUCGUGAACCACGCCGGUGACUACUCCUGCCACGCCACAAACUACCUGGGAACCGGAUCACAGAGCAUGAGGAUCAGCGUUACCGAGUUGCCCGUAGCUCCACUCAGCGUAACAACAUCCCGCGUCACUGAGUCCGUGCUAGCGCUCAGCUGGACCGAGCCACGUGAUUCACAGCUGGCGGAUUCUCUGCGCUUGCAGGCCCAGGUCGUGGCAGUAAAGCAGAAGGAAAGACAGCCACAGGAGGGAAAUCCCACGCACAUGCCCACAGGAGCAGAAAUCACUCAUACCGUUCCAGCGAACGAAACGAUGGCAACAGUAACCAUGGCAACUGAAAGAGAUCACAACCAGGAUCUCAACCAAGGCAUGCACAACAUUGCUUCUGCAAACAAGCAAGAUAUUCCGGGACGGAAGCCGCCUGCCGUAAAUCGUGGAGAUACGCUGAACCCUGUGCCCCUGACUGCCUGGGUGGAUAUCAGCGAGGACAGUAUCGUAAAACAUACACCCACCAGCGGAUUGGUGGACCUGCUGCACGCUCCACGAGCACUUCGAGAAGCCCUUGUCAAUCCUCCACAGCAGCAGCAGCAGCAGCAGCAUCGCAAGCCAGGACAGUCAGAAAACUCUGGUGUCCUUCACCCUCCUGGUGCAGGCAUGCUUGGCGAGCCUGGAUCACAUUAUCAGACUAGUCUGGAGGGUCUAGCACUGCGAUUUCGAGUUUCUGCCCGCAACGCUCAGGGACAGAGUCACGCUAGCCAGCAAUCAGCACCACAACCAGCUGCCACACCAGCAGGAGAUCACAGCCUGUUUAACCUGAAGGUUGUUGUCUCACAGGAGGAUACCACUCCACUGAAUCCCAGCCUUCUGACUUCACAGAUGUCACAGCUACUGGCCGGCUAUGAGACCACUGUCCACCUAUUGGACAUCAGACCACUACAAGGAGCAGCGGAGGCCACGUUUCUUGUUGAGUUGGCGCUGACGUUCUCGCAGCUACAACAUCACCUGCUCAACACCCAGUCGGCCAGUUCCCCAUCGAGCGAGGGCAACCGGACAUUACGGCUGGGACACUUUGACUUGACACCAUUCAAUACAUGCCCCAAGCUAUCAACACGUGCCGAUCCACGCGGCGAAAUCGCAUGGUCAAGCGUACCAGCAGGUGUGACUCUACACAUGCCCUGCCCUGUACCCGGGCCUGUCCCAUCUGGGGAAUCCCCUCCUGAUGCCUACGAUGAGGUCACCAAAGUCGAGCACGAGUUGAUUGAGCAGCGCGAUGGCACUGCACUGGUGGCGAGUUUGCUACCCAACGCCCGCCAUGGAUAUGUAGCACGCAAGUGCCAGCGUGGUGCGACAGGAGGAGAAGCGGAGUGGAGCCCUGCUGUAAGCAGCGGGUGUGAAUACAACAGUCUCACAACACGUCUUCUAUCGGAAAUGUUCACGACCACGACAUCAUUGUUACAGGUCAAUGCCACAGCGUCAGCUCUCUAUGACACUCUUUCCAAUCUGGAAGACUUGAUCUACGGGCAGAAAGAGCUGACUGCUCCAGACGUUCCCAUAGUGCUCAGUAUCCUUGAGAUCACCAUGGAGACAGCGGCAUAUCUGCAGCCAGAGCAUUCGGACCAAGUUGUUCAAAUCCUGAACAGUCUUGUCCAGGCCCGGGGAGGCAAACUGGCACGGAGCAGUGCUGAAUCAGGUCUCAUAGCCACAAGGACCAUGAAUCUCAUUGACACAAUUGCUGUCAAGACUGUCAUGCCGAAGCAAGCCGGUCAAGCCAUUGAACUAUCGUCUCCCAACAUAGUCGUAGAUAUAGUGUGUCAGGGACGACUGCCCCCAUAUCCAGAUAGCCAUGGCGAAAGCACACCAGAGUCUGCCACGGCUGCUACGGAAGACCCCACAUCGGUGAACACCGCUGACGCACGGGAGCACGGCAAGAUCUACAGCUCCGGCGCUGAAGGUAUCGCCAUGUUGCUGCCAGUUGUCAUGCCAACGUCAACGGAUUUAAGCAGCUUCGCUAAGUCCCACCUGAAAUCAACACCUCAUCGAACAAACACAGGAACAUCCACACAGCAGCCAAGCAUGUUGCACGCAACACCAUCUAGUCCAACAGCAAGGAAAGAGCAAACGAUCCGGAAGCAGUCUUCUCUCCAGGCCAAGAGCUCCGCAUCGCAAACGCUUUCGCCAGAGAACAAAAGCAGCGGCAUUCACCCAUACGGUGCUGGCCAUACAGCUCCAUCAUCAGCAGACCAAGUGAUGAAGCACAUAGCUCAUCCAGAGCCACAUGCUGAGCACACCACCGUCGCUGCUAAUAUCGUCAGUGACCAAAUGCAAAACGAUAGCAACUUGCUGUUCACAAUGGGUCCUAAGACGCUGGUGAAGGCUUCAUCCCAAGAGGCGCAGGUCCGUCACUUUCAAGCCCAGAACACCCACGCUGCUGAGCAGGCGGGGGAAAGUCCCCAAAACGAAUGCCAAGGAAACCGCUUGCUGUUUAUCAAGCUGUCCAGUCACCUCUUUCCGGCUUCAUCCGCUGAGCACCAGCCUAACACGCUAGUAUUAAGUCAUGUAUUACAUGCCAAGAUGAUUCCGGAGCGAAGUGAUCAUGAUCAAGUCCACAGGCCUGGGUUCUUCUCAGCAAGACCAAGGUCAAAGAGAUACGCACCCACUGCGGAUACGCCAGCAGCAGAUGUGCCACAAGAACAGGCUGCUGACAGCAACAGAUCAAGACUGAUUGCUCAUCUUGUCAGGAUAGGCGGAGAGGAUGGAAAGUUGCGUUGUGCUCAAUGGAUGGCAGUUGGCGAGGAAGGCAAGGGCUACUGGACGACAAGGACAUGUAGCCUGGAAAUGACUAUCAACGGCACACACCACUGUCACUGCACUGGAGAUGGACCAGUGGCAUUGAUUUCAUUUCCCAUUCUGUCGAUGCCGCGAAAGUACUUCCAUGUCACGCCAAUCAUGAUUUCUCUGAGCGCUCUUGCGACGAUCGUCAUCGUCUUCCUGGUACGCAAUCGUGUGCGAGAGCGCUUCAUCGCCAAAGAGGAGUUCCGCUUCCGUCAGUCCAAGCCUCAGACCAAAGAUUGUAGCCUUGAUCUCAGUAGACCACAUUUCCAAGGUGGCAGCAAUGGAAAUACUUCAUGUAUGACUGCAAAUAAUAAAAUUGGACAUCUAGCACAGCGGGACAUUGAUAACCAGCUCACCGAACAGACAGUAUACAGUGGAAUUUAUCAUCCUGCCUGCACCUACCCAGCCCUUACUGGUGUUGCCAGGAAAACAGCAACAAAGUCAGGACCUCCUGUUCCCCCAGUGCCAGUACCAGCACAUGUGCAACCAGCACUACCGACACCUGCUUCAUCUCCAGCACUAGCACCAUCACCACAGCCAUCACCACAGCCAUCAGUACAGCCGUGUGCACACAAAGAGCGAAGGGAUCUUUCAAUUGCUCCACCAUUACCGACAAGCCGCCAGAGAUCUCAACAAUCGGUGUCCGCCAUAGCACACCACAUGCGUUCCCGAUCUCCCACCAUCAAGAUAACUGGCAAUUGGCAAAUACCAUCCCGUCAUCUGCCUCUACCGCCACCACCCCUGCCACCAACAAGAACACACUGUGCACAUGCUUUGAGAGUGGAAGGUCAGAAUGAGCCAACAGGUGCGCAGGACUUGUGGAAUUCAUGCGUGAACGUGAGCUCUGACUCAUCUAGUAGUGAAGUCACAAUACAGGCACGUCCACCAAUACCCCGUCCAAGACGAUGCCUGUACACACCAGCUGCGGGGACGCGAGAGCAGCAUCACACGUGCUCCACAACACCUUCGGCUCUGCACAAUAAAUCUGAGUAUGACUGGUCAGACGAACACACAGCAAACUGUACAGACUCAACACAUUCAUGUCAGGCUCACUCCGCCGAAGGUCCGGCAAGGAACAGUGAAGCGUUAUCAGCAGUAACCAGUGCAUACAGCAUGACUUCCAGGACGGAUAGUCUCCAGUCGGAUAAUACCGAUUGUGAUGGCACUCUGGAUCAGGAAGAUGAUGAUCCGUUCAUCACCGAGCUUGGCGUAAAACUGGACGCAUUUGGAACUGUUCAGGGUGAUGCAGAUUCAGCUAGAAUGGACCAAGAUCAGCUGACAUCCCGUUACGCUGGGACUCGGCCGGUGCUGUUGCCGAGACAACAGCGCCGUCGUGUUGUGCACCGGCAACAACAACAACAACAACAACAACAACAACAACAACAACAACAACAACAACAACUACAACACUACAGCGACGAGGAGGACGAGCCGAGAUAUGCUCCAGAUCCUCUAGGAGAUGCGAGGGUCAAUGCUGUGCCAGACGCAGGCGAUGAACACUGAGACGCUGACCUAGAAGCAACGCACAUAUUCGAGUACAUCAACAUGACCUUGUCUGAUCUGAUAGUUGCAGUGUAACUAUGCACCGCAUUGCAAGCAGGAUUCUAACUCACUUCCUACACAAUGAUAAGUGCAAACACAAUCGUAUCAACAACGCCAAGAUCCCCCCCCCC
Sycon ciliatum is the source of this 8107-nucleotide messenger RNA. RefSeq lists its product as uncharacterized. Gene Ontology annotation, biological process: synapse organization; homophilic cell-cell adhesion. Gene Ontology annotation, molecular function: calcium ion binding; axon guidance receptor activity. The record is from RefSeq and is a predicted model, not a curated record. The transcript is spliced from 24 exons. Gene Ontology annotation, cellular component: neuronal cell body; axon; plasma membrane. Lineage: Eukaryota; Metazoa; Porifera; Calcarea; Leucosolenida; Sycettidae. The coding region runs from base 1011 to 7937 and encodes 2308 amino acids.